Molecule: messenger RNA, 2590 nt
Organism: Diorhabda carinulata
Lineage: Eukaryota; Metazoa; Arthropoda; Insecta; Coleoptera; Chrysomelidae
Gene: sotv
Product: exostosin-2
Exons: 6
Coding region: 261-2396 (711 amino acids)
Cellular component (GO): membrane
Molecular function (GO): glycosyltransferase activity
Source: RefSeq, a predicted model, not a curated record
AAUUGGUUAUUAGUGAUUUAACCGUUUAUGCGGCUGAGUAGACACGUCUAAUACAAAAAUUGAUCUAACCUAAAACUAUUCUGUUUACUUUUACUUCUCAUUUUGUAGGGAAGUGACAGUAGUGUCCUGUUAAGUGUUAGUGAAGUAUAUUGAAAACAUGACUUAAAACUAAUAAAAUGUGAAAUAUUUUUCACAUUUAUUUCCAUUAUCCCUAGUGCCAUGUAUUUAUCAUUAAAUUAUUGUAUACAGUGUGUGAAAAAAUGACGGUUCCUACAAAAAUCGCUAUAUCUAAAGUAUACAACUUCACGAAAACCUCCAUUUACAAUAAAUACAAAAAUUUCUUCUUUGUGUUACUUAUCGUUUCUAUAUUUAUAGCCCUUUCAGUUCCUUUAGCGAAUUUUACUAGUGACGCGACAAAAAAUUACGAAAAUAUCGAUUUCAGAAACUUACAAAAUCUACCUCUAGUGAAAUUAACAAACGGUGUUACUACAGUGACUCCUAGAAAUACACAGUGUACUCAUUGGGAUUGUUUUAAUGUUUAUCGGUGUGGUCAUACAGGACACGAUAGGAUAGCAGUGUAUGUGUAUCCAUUAAAAAAAUAUGUGGAUGAAAAUGGAGUACCAGCUACAGAGCACUUAUCCAAAGAAUACUAUUAUCUACUUAAUUCUGUGAUCAAGUCAAAAUACUACACAGCUAACCCCGAAGAAGCCUGUGUAUUUAUUCCAUCCAUAGAUACCCUUAAUCAAGAUAGAAUUCGAUUGAACUUGACUUCAACAGCAUUAAGUUCCCUUCCUUAUUGGAACGGAGGGGAAAAUCAUCUGAUAUUCAACAUGGUAUCCGGCAGUCCGCCGGAUUUUUCGCCGGUAGUAGAACUGGACGUCGGUAAGGCGUUGAUAGCCGGCGGUGGUUUCGAUACAUAUACUUUUCGAAAUAGAUUCGACAUUUCCUUACCGGUGUUUAGUCCGAUGGCGAAAUCGGCUCUAGUCAAAAACACAUCAAACGAAAGACAUUGGCUAGUCACAUCCUCCCAAUUAAACAUUGAUCCAUUUUUUCUCUCCGAACUCCAAAAACUCCGUUACCGCCAUCACGAAAAUCUGUUAAUACUCGAUUCUUGCCAUCGACAUUCAUAUAAUCGAAGAUGUGAUAUAGAAACUGGUAAAACUUUCGAUUAUCCUGACGUAUUGAAAGGAUCCGUAUUCUGUGUGAUAUUUCGCGGCGAAAGGAUGGGUCAGUUCAUUCUGUUGGAAGCUAUGGCCGCUAAUUGUAUACCGGUUAUAAUAGCCGACGGUCACGUGAUGCCCUUUCGAGAUAUAAUCGAUUGGAAACGAUUUUCCGUUUUCGUUAUGGAAAAUCACGUCGCUACAUUGAUGGACGUAUUAAAUAAUAUUUCCAAAAAAAGGAUAAAAGAAAUGCAAAAAAAUCUAUUGUACAUUUAUCAAAAAUAUUUUUCAAAUAUGAAGAAAAUCGCCAUAACUACUUUGGAUAUUCUACAGGAAAGGAUAUUUCCCCAUCAUAGUAGGACGUACGACGAAAUUAAUUUAAUAUCUGAAGAGAUCAACAAUAAUCCUUUGUUUUUUCCAAUGACUUCACCGAAAUCACAUGGGUUUUCAGCUGUGAUUUUAACUUACGAUAGAAUAGAAAGUUUGUUUCUUCUAAUAGAAAGGUUAUCUAAAGUUCCCAGUUUGAUGAAAAUAAUCGUGGUAUGGAACAAUCAAAAAAAGAACCCGCCUUCAAUAUCCGAAUUUCCAAAAAUUAAUAAACCCAUAAACGUAAUACGAACGAAAGCUAAUAAAUUAUCGAAUCGCUUUUAUCCUUAUAAGGAAAUUGAAACAGAAGCAAUUUUACACAUUGACGAUGAUAUCGUCAUGCUAACGUCUGAUGAAAUUGAAUUUGCUUAUGAAGUAUGGCGCGAAUUCCCAGAUCGAAUAGUGGGUUUUCCAUCCAGGACUCAUAUUUGGGACAAUGUAACUAAUACCUGGAGAUACGAAUCCGAAUGGACGAACAAAAUAUCGAUGGUUUUAACAGGAGCGGCUUUUCUCCAUAAAUAUUGGAGCUUUUUGUACACCACGUAUUUACCUGCGGAAAUAAAAAAUUGGGUAGACGAACACAUGAACUGCGAAGACAUAGCCAUGAAUUUUUUAGUAGCAAACGUGACUAAUAAACCGCCCAUCAAGGUAACUCCGAGGAAAAAAUUCAAAUGUCCCGAAUGUGCCAGCAACGAGAUGUUAUCGGCCGAUUUGGGUCAUAUGGUGGAACGUUCCCAAUGUAUAGAUAAAUUUGAGAAAGCUUUCGGGAGAAUGCCACUCAAAUCGGUCGAGUUUAGAGCCGAUCCUGUGCUUUUUAAAGAUCCCUUCCCCGAAAAAUUGAAACGUUUCAAUGAUAUUGGCAGCUUAUAAAACUUUUUAGUCAUUUUGUUGAUAUUUUUUUUGUAAAUAUUGUAAAUAUAUUGUUGUAUUGAUAUUUAAUACGGGGUUAUAUAUUUUUUAUAUGUUGUAUAAUUUUUUUCCUAUUCUUCUUUAUAGUAUUCUAUUUGUAUAUGUUGUACAUUCGAAAAUAAUAAAUUAUAAAUAUAUUAUUUAAUAUCUCGAUA